GUCUCCGCAUUUACCCGAGGCAUGUGCGAUCAAAAUAGGCGUCAGUUUGUUCUUCCAGUCAACCACUGAGCAUCGUUGUAUACCAUGUCUUUCCGCAAGAAUUUCACGAAGAAUUGGCUAGCCAUUGAGGCUAUUCCUAUCUAUGUUAUCGUAGGAAGCGUCGUCGUUGGAGCCAGCUGGUAUCUCACUCGUCUCGCUCGGGGCCCAACUGUGCAAUGGACCGCCGCCAACCCUGCCCCGUGGAAUUCCAUCCAGCCCGACCAGGGCACCAAGCUCGUUGAGGUCAACCAUAAGUUCGACAAGCACUGGACCAGGGACAAGCUCUAAUUGUUGGAUGAUAAUCACACAAAUCAUGUGUAGUUUUUGUUUGCUUGUUGAAUGAACACAGACCUUUUAACAACUUUGUGAUUCGAUUCGAGUACCGUU
Molecule: messenger RNA, 426 nt
Organism: Desarmillaria tabescens
Lineage: Eukaryota; Fungi; Basidiomycota; Agaricomycetes; Agaricales; Physalacriaceae
Exons: 5
Coding region: 85-327 (80 amino acids)
Source: RefSeq, a predicted model, not a curated record